This is a messenger RNA of Trematomus bernacchii (emerald rockcod), 2662 nucleotides long. It is a transcript of the gene slc7a5, whose product is annotated as solute carrier family 7 member 5. The transcript is spliced from 10 exons. Gene Ontology annotation, molecular function: L-amino acid transmembrane transporter activity; neutral L-amino acid transmembrane transporter activity. Lineage: Eukaryota; Metazoa; Chordata; Actinopteri; Perciformes; Nototheniidae. Gene Ontology annotation, cellular component: membrane. Bases 201 to 1784 code for a protein of 527 amino acids. The record is from RefSeq and is a predicted model, not a curated record. Gene Ontology annotation, biological process: neutral amino acid transport; amino acid transmembrane transport.
UAGUAGCGUGAAAGCACGCUGCUCUGAGUCAGACGAGCAGACACACCGCGGACUCCUCGUGGUUGAGCCCGGUCGGCAUCACACCGCACACCCGACCGACGGAGAGAGGAAGAAGAGACCUGCGACACACCGAGAGUCGGGAAAGCGGGAAGCUUUGUGUCCCCCAAGUGAAGAACAAGAAAGAGGAAACUCAGCUGAAGAUGUCGGAGUUAAAAAAGAGAAACUCGAACUCCUCUGCGGACAGGGAGGAGGACAAGCAGGUCACGGAAAAGAUGCUGUCUCCGGGCGGGGAGACGGGAGAGUCGAACCGGGGAGGAGCACCGGGAAGUGAGCCAAGCAGCCCCAACCACACCGCCGGAGGAGAGGGAGGAGAGGGAGCAGAGGGAGGGGUCGCCCUGAAGAGGACCAUCACCCUGUUUAACGGUGUGGCUCUCAUCGUGGGGACCAUCAUAGGCUCGGGCAUCUUCGUCACCCCAACCGGCGUGGUGAAGGAGGCCGGCUCGGUGGGUCUGUCCCUGGUGGUGUGGGCGGUUUGCGGGGUGUUCUCCACUGUCGGAGCCCUCUGUUACGCGGAGCUGGGGACCACCAUCAGUAAAUCCGGAGGCGAUUAUGCCUACAUCCUGGAGGUGUACGGCUCCCUGCCGGCUUUCCUCAAACUCUGGAUCGAGUUGCUCAUCAUCCGGCCGUCCUCGCAGUACAUCGUCGCCUACGUUUUCGCCACCUACCUGCUGAAGCCUCUGUUCCCCGAGUGCCCGGUGCCGGAGAACGCGGCCAAGCUGUUGGCCUGCCUCUGCAUCCUCCUGCUGACUUUUAUAAACUGCUACAGUGUGAAGGCGGCUACCAGAGUGCAGGACUUCUUUGCAGCAGCCAAGCUCCUGGCCCUGGGCAUGAUCAUCAUCAUCGGCUUCAUCAACAUUGGACGAGGUGGCACAGACGGUCUUCUUCCGGAGAAUUCCUUUGAGGGGUCCAAAUAUGAGUUUGGCAGCAUCGGCCUGGCCCUGUACAGCGGUCUGUUUGCUUACGGCGGAUGGAACUACCUGAAUUUUGUCACUGAGGAAAUGAUUGAGCCUUACAAAAACCUUCCCCGGGCCAUCAUCAUCUCUCUGCCCAUCGUGACCGUAGUUUACGUUCUGACCAACCUGGCAUACUUCACCUCACUCUCCCCUGAGGAGAUGCUCGGCUCAGAGGCCGUGGCUGUGGAUUUUGGUAACAAGCACCUGGGUCCCAUGGCGUGGAUCAUCCCGGUGUUUGUAGGUCUGUCCUGCUUUGGAUCUGUCAACGGCUCUCUGUUCACAUCAUCCAGGUUAUUCUUUGUGGGUUCCCGGGAGGGUCACCUGCCCAGUCUGCUGUCCAUGAUCCACCCCACCCUGCUGACCCCGAUGCCCUCACUCAUUUUCACUUGCAUGAUGACGCUGCUCUACGCCUUCUCCAAUGACAUCUUCUCGGUCAUUAACUUCUUCAGCUUCUUCAACUGGCUCUGCAUCGCCAUGGCAAUCGUUGGGAUGAUGUGGCUCCGUUAUAAGAAGCCAGAGCUGGAGCGACCAAUCAAGGUAAAUAUUCUGCUGCCGGUGAGUUUCGUGCUCGCCUGCCUCUUCCUCAUCAUCGUCUCCUUCUGGAAGACUCCAGUGGAGUGUGCGAUCGGUUUCGGCAUCAUCGCCACCGGAGUUCCCGUCUACUUCGUCGGUGUGUGGUGGAAGGGCAAACCCAAGUGGAUGUUGAAUGGAAUCUUCUCGACCACAGCCUUGUGUCAGAAGGUGAUGGAGGUAGUUCCUCAGGCGUCUUAAACUGACUUUCCGGAUGCACCAACAGUGACCUCGGGGCUCUGACAUCACAGUUGAUGACCUCUGUCGACCCCUUUCAACCCACUCCUUCUCCCUCUCACACACACAUACACACACCCUCUGCAGGGUGCUGAUAAGGACCUGAUGAAGACGAGCAUCUGGGGCUACUGUGUCUUUGCGGUCUUCAAAGUUUUUUUUGUUGUUUUUUUUGUUAUGUUGCUGACUUUUUUAAUGCGGAUAUUUUUUGUCACUAACUUCCCUUAUGGUAGGUUUUUAUGCAUUUCAAUGAAUUAACUGUGUUUGUUUCAUGUAAAAUAUCAUCCCUCAUCAGAAAAGUGUUUUUAGCAAGUUGUGCCUUACAGUACGUGGCCACGAAGCUUGUGAUGUGGUAUUAACCUGCAAACAGAUGUAUACAUCUAGAUCCGUGCAACCAGGAACUUUUUAAAAAAAAACUAACGAGACUCUACUUAUAAUCUCCUUGAGACAACUUUUGCUCUUAAGUACUGUAGAAGUUGAAUAUUGUUUGAUAUUCAUGAAGCUUUCUGUCGACAGUGUGUCAUGUCUGUCACUAUACGUGUCUGUUGAGUUUUAGCUCUGCUCUCUAGUCUGCCUUUAUAUGCUGCUGUAGGGAGAGAGUGAAGUUGACUGAAGAUCUUGUGGGAGAUUUUUUUAAGUUUCACAUUUUUAUAGUAAAAAUACUUACUUUCAUGACUUGUGACAAAAAGUGGGUCAGAAUUCAAAGUAUGUGGUCUUUGUCCUGCUGUUGAUUAUCUUUUGGGUCACCGAUCUCAUUUUCACUUAUGGGAUCAAUGUGUGUGUGUGUGUGUGUGUGUGUGUGUGUGUGUGUGUGUGUGUGUGUGUGUGUGUGUGUGUGUGUGUGU